AUGGCAGCCUCCCACAACAACGCAGAAGACGCAUGUCCCUCAGCCGGGGCCGGCAUGGGCACAACUCUGGUGGUGCCUUUUCUCCUGCUGGUGCCUCUCUCACGACGCCCGCUUCCUUCCGGGAGCGACCCGGUGCAGAACGCAGCGGGGAUGCCACACUCGGAGCCGAGCACGGACGAGUCAAGCCCGGACACGAGCUGCUCCGACUCCUCCUCGUCAUCCACCGAGCUUGCCGCCGACAGCAGGUCUUCAUCCCGCGGAGACACCAGCGGCACGCCCCUCGGCGAUGACACGAGCGAAAGCUCAACACGUAUUGCUCACCUCUUUCCGGGAGACAACGUAGCCCUACUUCUGGCUCUAAGGGACAAAUACAUCGGCACCAGCACCACGCCACCCUGCCCUGCGACCUAUCAGGGUGAGGAAAAUCCGGCACUCGACGCUCCCAUCUCCGAAGCCGAGAUGUACGCCGCAGUACGAUCGUGCACCCGAAAUACUACGGCUGGAGCGGACAAAAUUAACCACGCCAUGAUCCGCAACCUGAGCAAGGCACAGAUCAGGGACCUCACCAAGUACCUGAACGACUCGCUCUGGGAGAACAAUGAAAUUCCCUCCGAGUGGAAACACUCGGAGAUCAUAGUAAUCCCGAAACCGGGCAAGAAGCCGACAGUGGAAGCUCUACGACCUAUAUCUCUCACAUCGUGCCUCGGCAAGCUCUACGAGCGAGUCGUCCAGACGCGCCUUCAACACUACAUAGAAGAUAACGACCUUUUUCAUCCAUCCAUGAUUGGCUUCCGGUCGGGCCUGUCGACACAAGACGCCUUCCUUCUCCUGAAGGAGGAAGUACUCUCUAACAUCCCGAGGGGUGGCGAACACCUCAUUAUGGCGCUGGAUCUAAAAAGCGCGUUUGAUAACGUGUCUCACGAGGCAAUACUCUCCGAGCUCAGCAAUCUCAACUGUGGCGAGCGCACCUUCCAAUGUGUCAAGACUUUUCUGUCCAACCGAACGGCAACAAUAGGAAUGGGUGACACGAGAUCGGACCCUCAAGACAUGCCCAACAAGGGAACACCACAGGGAUCGAUCAUCUCCCCGCUCCUAUUCAACGUCGCCAUGAUCGGCGUCGCAACGGCUCUGCAGCAGGUUCCGAACAUCGGAUACACCCUGUAUGCGGACGACAUUACGAUCUGGACAAACACCGGCUCUCUAGCCAAGAAGGAAGACACACUCCAAGCGGCAGCAAUCUGCGUCGAAACAGAGGCCAUUCGAUGCGGACUCCACUGCUCCCCCGACAAAUCCGAAGUGAUCCGCAUACAGGGACAUCACUACAAAUCGCCAGGCAACCUAAACAUCCUCCUACAUGGGGUCCCAAUCCGGGAGGUACCACUCAUCCGGAUCCUGGGCCUCUGGCUGCAGAGCGACGGAAAGGCCAACCACACACUCCAACUGCUCAAGACUACAACACAGCAGAUCUCUAAGAUGAUCCGCCGGGUGGCCAGAAACAGAAAAGGCAUGCAGGAGGAGGACACGAUCCGUUUGGUGCAGGCACUGGUCAUCAGCCGCCUUUCCUACGGGCUCCCUUACCUCACCCUGCUCCGAGCAGACUUCAACAAAGCCAAUGCGAUGAUACGCGUAGCCUACAAGAACGCCCUCCAUCUCCCACCGUACACAUCCAACGUCAGCUUGGAAGCUUUGGGACUAAAUAACACGUUCGAGGAAAUUCAGGAGGCGGUCCUCCUGACCCAGAGAGAACGCCUCCUGUCCACAGCGACAGGCCGACACAUCCUAAAGCGCAUCGGCUACCCGGCGGACCUUGACGCCAUCCAGUCGACCACAAACAUUCCGACAUCGUACCGGGCCAGAGUACACGUGGCCCCGCUCCCAAAAGAUAUGUCACAAUCCCACAACGAAGGCAGAAGAAACGCCCGAGUGGACUACCUCAAACGCACAGUGGGACGGAGCCCGAGGACGGUGUACGUGGACGCCGCCCUGUAUAAGGAUGCAUCGAACGCAGCAGCAGCCGUGGUGGUGGACUCUUCUUACGAAGAAGUCUCCAGCAUCUCCAUCCCGCACUGCACCGUCACAGAAGCGGAAGCUGCGGCGAUCGUGCUGGCCAUUCAGUACGGGGUCGCGACCAACCGAGAACUUCAAGUAAUAACCGACUCCCAAGCGGCGUGUCGGCUCCUUCUUGCAGGCAGAAUACCUCAGAAAUUAGCUAGAUUCACGACUAAUCCAUUGGCUAGAAAUUCAUCGCUCAAACAUCAGAUCACGUGGGCUCCGGGGCACUCGGGGCUGGAGGGUAACGAGGCCGCGGACAGGCUAGCUCGAGGUCACACAAACCGAGCGGCCACAAUCCUCGAUCCCACUACUACCCUCCCCGUACCCGCGGCUUACGGCGCGCGACUUCAACACCUGCGCAAACAACGUGAGCUUUACCCCCCACCACACAAGGGGCUAAAUGCACAGGAAGCACGGGACUGGAGACAGCUCCAGACCAACACCUUCCCCAACUUACACAAAUACAGCAUUAUCUUCUCAGAACACUACAAAGACGCAUGCCCAUGGUGCAACGAACGACCCAACGCCUACCACGUCACGUGGGGGUGUACAGGCCCCAAACCGCCAGACAUACAAACACAACAACCGGAGGAGCAGUGGGAGACCACUCUGUCCAGCCCCGACCUAGCGACCCAGCGCGGACUGGUAAUCCAGGCGAGAGCGGCAGCCAAGGCCACUGGGGUCUUGAAAUGA
This is a messenger RNA of Dermacentor silvarum, 2745 nucleotides long. RefSeq lists its product as uncharacterized. Gene Ontology annotation, molecular function: nucleic acid binding; RNA-DNA hybrid ribonuclease activity. The transcript is spliced from 2 exons. The record is from RefSeq and is a predicted model, not a curated record. The coding region runs from base 1 to 2745 and encodes 914 amino acids. NCBI's taxonomy places the organism in Eukaryota, Metazoa, Arthropoda, Arachnida, Ixodida, Ixodidae.